Messenger RNA from Zophobas morio, 1825 nucleotides. RefSeq names its product protein arginine N-methyltransferase 1 (gene Art1). The record is from RefSeq and is a predicted model, not a curated record. Gene Ontology annotation, molecular function: protein-arginine N-methyltransferase activity. Gene Ontology annotation, cellular component: nucleus. The coding region runs from base 16 to 1335 and encodes 439 amino acids. The transcript is spliced from 2 exons. Gene Ontology annotation, biological process: peptidyl-arginine methylation. Lineage: Eukaryota; Metazoa; Arthropoda; Insecta; Coleoptera; Tenebrionidae.
UUUGGUCAUGAAUACAUGCCUGGCGUCGGUUCAAGGAAUAUAUUUAAUCCAGUUCUGUGCAAUUACGCCAACUUGUGCGCAUAUGCUAUUAAUCGCGAAUGCGAUUGGCUGCAACAAAAUAAACGUCAAGGGCGCACCUCUCCCCUGCCUCCCUCUUUUCGACCAGCUUCAGUUGUUUGUAAGUUGACAGGAAUGGCGUCUUGUGAAAUAAAAGAAACGUUGGUGUUUAACAACAGCACAGGAACCGUGGGAUCAAAUGAUAAUCUCAGUAAGAUGGACACGACGGAUAUUGCCACAACAAAUAACCAUGUGCACAAGGAAGAAAAAAUGGAAGAUAUUCCGGCUGAAGAAAUGACCUCCCGGGACUAUUACUUCGACUCGUAUGCUCAUUUUGGAAUACAUGAAGAAAUGUUAAAAGAUGAAGUAAGGACUUUGACGUACCGUAACUCAAUGCACCAUAAUAAACACUUAUUCGCGGGUAAAACUGUGAUGGAUAUUGGGUGUGGAACGGGAAUUUUAAGUAUGUUUGCUGCCAAAGCUGGUGCUAAGCGUGUUUUUGCAAUUGAAUGCUCCAAUAUCGUUGAUUAUGCACGAAAAAUCGUUGAAAUGAAUAAGCUGGAUCACGUUAUUACCAUAAUUAAAGGCAAGGUUGAAGAAGUUGAAUUACCCGAUGGAGUCCAGAAUGUGGAUAUAAUUAUCUCCGAGUGGAUGGGCUAUUGCUUAUUCUACGAAAGUAUGUUGGAUACAGUAUUAUUUGCGCGCGAUAAGUGGCUUAAACCUGACGGCCUAUUAUUCCCCGAUCGUUGCUCUCUGUUUAUUACCGCGAUUGAGGAUAGACAAUACAAAGAUGAAAAAAUUAAUUGGUGGGAUGACGUGUAUGGCUUUGACAUGAGCUCCAUCCGUAAGGUGGCCAUCAGUGAACCAUUGGUGGAUGUCGUGGAUCCAAAACAAAUUGUUACCAAUUCAUGCUUAGUGAAAGAGGUUGAUUUGUACACUGUAAAGAAGCAGGACUUGGAAUUUGCAGCACCAUUUAGUUUAAUAGUUCGUCGAAAUGACUACGUCCAAGCUCUUGUCACUUUCUUCACAGUGGAGUUCACUAAAUGCCACAAGAGGAUUGGAUUUACAACUGCCCCAGAUGCACCUUACACACACUGGAAGCAAACAGUGUUUUAUUUUGAAGACUACAUGACUGUUAAAAAAGGUGAAGAAAUUAGUGGAACUUUUACAAUGAAACCUAACCCAAGAAACAAUCGAGACUUGGACUUCGUUAUCGAACUUAAUUUUAAAGGCGAACUGUGCGAAGUUCAUGAAAACAAUAGAUACCGUAUGCGUUAAAACAUUCAAUUGGAAAUACAAGUGCUUAUUUUUCAACUUCCCAAAUGAUAUUUUCACAACUUUUUUCAGACAUCUUGAUUUUUGAGGCUAGUCUAACAGUUUUAUUAUUCCCUCAUGAGAAGCCAGUGUGUUUAUAAUGUACAGUUCUUUUUUUAUCAGUUUUGCUUGUUUUAAAUUGCUGUUUUCAGUAUCCCCCAUCAUGAAUCUCCCUGUGCAUUUUAAAAUUAGGCAGAUAAUAAGUUGUAACAUUUUUUUUUAUUAGUUGUACAUCUUGGUACAUGUUGUAAUUGUUUUGCCGGUGUAAAUUUUUAAAAUACUUUGAAAGCAGCUGAUUAUUGUAGGAUAACAACAAUGAAUACUUACUAUCAAUAUUAAAAGAAAAGAUUUAAGUGAAUAAUUAGUUUCAGUACCUAUUACUAUUAUGGAUUAAGUAUGUAAUUCUUGCAAGUUUACAUUGUAAACAAUAUAAUAAUAAAAGGAAGUCCUUUAA